AUGUUGCAGUCUUGGACUUUUCGAAAGCUUUUGACAAGGUACCCCAUCAACGACUUGAGGAAACUGUAUUAUUAUGGAAUUUCUGGAGAGUUACUUGAUUGGUUCGAGUCUUUUCUUUCACAACGUUAUCAGUCUGUUGUCUGUGAAGGCAAAACAUCUACCCCCCUACUUGUGACGUCAGGAGUUCCCCAAGGGACAGUGCUUGGCCCGCUCCUAUUUUUAUUGUACAUUAAUGACUUGUCGGACAACUUGCAGUCAACUGUGAAACUUUUUGCUGAUGAUGCCUUAUUAUAUGGUGUCAUUACGAGUGAUUCAGAUUGUGACCGCCUACAGGAUGAUCUACAUAAGCUAGAACAGUGGCAAAAUCUAUGGCAGAUGGAAUUCAACCCCUCAAAAUGCAAAAUCUUAUGCAUUUCCAAUAAAAAGCAUCCUCCCCAAAAGCGGUAUUUGUUUUGUGGAGUAGAGCUAGAUCAAGUGGAAGAAAUAUCUUACUUGGGCAUUACUUUCACUAGUAAAUUAAAAUGGAAUCACCAUGUCUCUUCGGUGGCAAGUAAAGCAACGAAAGUUCUUGGUGUGAUGCGACGUAAUCUGUGGAAUUGCCCCACGAAAGUGAGAGAAACAACAUACAAAUCCAUUGUACGACCCAAGCUAGAAUAUGCAUCAACAGCCUGGGAUCCUUACACUAACAAGGAGAAAGUGGCUUUGGAAAGAGUGCAGAGAAAAGCAGCGUGUUUCUGUUCCAAGAACUACAAUCCUAUGUAA
Molecule: messenger RNA, 762 nt
Organism: Paramuricea clavata
Lineage: Eukaryota; Metazoa; Cnidaria; Anthozoa; Malacalcyonacea; Plexauridae
Source: the annotation of a GenBank genome assembly